Messenger RNA from Wyeomyia smithii (pitcher-plant mosquito), 3644 nucleotides. RefSeq lists its product as uncharacterized. Gene Ontology annotation, cellular component: membrane. Gene Ontology annotation, biological process: calcium ion import across plasma membrane. The transcript has 6 exons. The coding region runs from base 27 to 3521 and encodes 1164 amino acids. NCBI's taxonomy places the organism in Eukaryota, Metazoa, Arthropoda, Insecta, Diptera, Culicidae. Gene Ontology annotation, molecular function: protein binding; calcium channel activity. The record is from RefSeq and is a predicted model, not a curated record.
CUACUCACCAACCCGAACGGACGACGAUGGUUCAACUCUUGGACUGGCGGCGGCUGUGCCGCAAAAAGCGCAAAAUUCCGCAAGGCGGUGCCAUCCUCGAUCAGGUGAUCUCGCAGUCGGCGAACGCCUCGAACCAGUGCCUGCUGUACAAGAUGGCCAACUACAAGCGCGGGGGUGAUCUGAUCGAUGCCUUCCAAGUCGGUGGUCAGAAAGCGGUCGAGCAGCUGAUACGGGACCAGUUCGGAGUGUUCAUGUAUAACAGUGGCCGCGGUCAGAUCAUCAAUCGGGCCGAAUAUCUCCGCUGGAAGUACAUGGAUAAUCACGAGGUUGUCAUUCCGAUAGAGGCUUCCCUAUCACCACACGAUCCGCUGGGUAAGUGGGUCGACCAUAAAGCCUGUUGGCAGAUGCAGUACCGCGGUCUCCUAGGGGAAAGUCUUCUGCACGUGCUGAUUAUUUGCGACACAAAGAUCCACACGAAGCUGGCUCGCAUUCUGCUGCGCGUCUUCCCGGAACAAUCGAUCGACGUGAUGGAAGGCGAAGAGUACCUGGGCGCUAGUGCACUCCACCUGGCGAUCGCCUACAGCAACAACGAGUUGGUGAGCGAUCUGAUCGAUGCUGGGGCGGAUGUGUCCCAGCGGGCCAUCGGACGAUUCUUCCUUCCCCGGGAUCAGCAGGGUUUGCGGCCGGUUAAGACGACCGACUACGAAGGGUUGGCCUAUCUCGGGGAGUACCCGCUGGCAUGGGCUGCCUGUUGUGCAAACGAAUCCGUGUAUAAUCUACUGUUGGAGUGCGGUGCGGAUCCCAAUGCGCAGGACAGCUUCGGAAACAUGAUUCUGCACAUGGUGGUUGUGGGUGAUAAAUUGGACAUGUUCGGUUACGCACUGCGUCAUCCUAAACUACCAUGCAAGAAUGGAAUUGUAAAUGAAGCCGGUUUAACUCCUCUUACGCUCGCCUGUCGACUGGGUCGCGAUGAAGUUUUUCGUGAGAUGUUGGAACUUUCGGCGCGGGAAUUUUGGCGCUACAGUAACAUCACCUGCUCCGGCUAUCCGUUGAAUGCUUUGGACACACUUAUGCCGGACGGAACAACCAACUGGAACUCGGCGCUGUUCAUCAUCCUGAACGGAACGAAGGAGGAGCACCUGAACAUGUUGGACGGUGGCAUCGUGGAACGUUUGCUGGAUGAAAAGUGGAAAACGUUCGCCCGGAAUCAGUUCCUGAAGCGACUGCUGAUUCUCGCUCUGCAUCUGUUCUGCCUGUCGUGUUCGGUGUAUCUCCGGCCGGCACGAGUUUUCGCAGAGGAAAGCACCGAUGGAACCGGCGGUGAUGGUGCGACGGUCGCUCCGGAUGCCAGCGAGGAUGAGGGCAUCGAUUUGACGAGCUGGUUCCGGUAUGGGUUCGAGAUUGCCACCGUCAUGGGGGUGCUCAGUUAUGUGGUGCUGCAGCAAGGCGAUGAGAUUAAGAAUCAAGGGCUGAUCUCGUUUAUCAAGUCACUGGGCAACGCCCCAGCCAAAGCCAUCUUCCUGGUGUCCAAUCUGAUGAUCCUGGCGUGCAUUCCACUGCGCAUCCUUGGCAACACGGAAGCGGAGGAAGCGAUCCUGCUAUUUGCCGUCCCCGGUAGCUGGUUUCUGUUGAUGUUUUUCGCUGGUGCCAUCGGAUUGACGGGACCCUUCGUAACGAUGAUCUUCUCCAUGAUCACGGGCGAUAUGUUCACCUUCGGGAUUAUCUAUAUGAUUAUAUUGUUUGGGUUUUCCCAGGCGUUCUAUUUUCUCUACAAAGGUCACCCGGACGCGGAAGAAACUCCCUUCGGGAGUUACUUCGGCACUUGGAUGGCUUUGUUUCAGACGACACUGGGCGAUUAUGAUUACGCUGAUCUGAAUCUGACCACGUAUCCAAGUUUAGCGAAAACUGUCUUCGUGAUUUUUAUGAUCUUCGUGCCGAUUCUGCUGCUCAACAUGUUGAUCGCCAUGAUGGGUAAUACCUACGCGUACGUUAUUGAGCAGGCCGAAAAGGAGGGUAUGAAGCAGUGGGCAAAGAUUGUGGUCAAUCUCGAGCGAGCCGUGAAGCAAGAGGAUGCAAAAAAAUACCUGGAGGAAUACUCGAUCGGGUUGGGACCAUCGGAUGAUCCUCGGUACGAGAUUCGCGGCGUCAUGGUUAUCAAGAGUAAGAGUAAAACCCGAGCCAGGCAGCGAAAAGGGGCGGUUAGCAAUUGGAAGAGCGUGCUGAGGGUUACGCUGAAUGAGCUGAAGAAACGUAGCAUGACCGGGGAGGAACUGCGUAGGAUUAUGUGGGGACGAUCUUCGAUCACGUCGCCGGCUAAAGUUUCGAAGAAGAAGAAGGGCUACGAAGAGGAUCCAUUCGCGAUAACGGCUGCCAUCGAUGUGAUGUCCUUCACACAGGACAUUGUUAUGGUUGGCACCGAUCCGACGGCUCCGGUGAUGAUUGAUCCAACGAAACCGGCCACCGUCAAGCCGGGAACCAUUCCACCAGCGCAACCAAUUCCGGAGAUUCCACCCCAACCAGCGCUGGUGAAGCGUCAAUCAGUGGUCAGCGCUCCUCCGGCCUACGACGACUAUCCGCCGAUGAAGGACUACAAAGAUCCCCUGCGUGAGUUGGUCAUAAUCUCGGAGACGGCUCCGGCAGACGAUCAGUACGCUCAGAACAUUAAAAUGCUAGCUUUCGACGCGUCCACCCUGGAUCACAUUCACGAGAUCGAUUUGACCCGGCAGAGCCAGAUCCGGCUGGAGGAACAGAAGCAGCAGCAGCAGCAACAACAGCCGCAGACUUUGGGUCAGUUAAAUCCCUUCCUGGAUGCGAAGGACGUUGUAGAUCCGGUUAAGGAGCGUGAGUUUCUUAAAACGCUGGAAGCACUGGAGGACACCGAUAGUGAAGCGGCCGAGAAACCGGUGCUCGGUAAGAUUUCUCUGAUUAGACGAGCGAAGUCGGCCGUUUCGCGGACCACUUCCCGGAAGAAGAAAACUGACCAACAUCCGCUGUUUAUGAUUGCUUGGGACGAUAAGAAUCUGGCUCGUGCUGCCCAGGAGGAUUUCGGCGCUCUGAAUACGGCCUACGAGUACUCGGCGGAGGAUCUUAAGCAAGACGUUGAUGAGGAGGCGAAGGAGGAAAAUGAGGAUGAGGGUGUUACGGUGGAGGAGGUUCAUCGUAGGAUGGAGCAGUUUCACCAGAGGGUGCGCGGAUCUCCGGAGCGGGAUAGUAAUUCGACGGAAACUUCGAGUAGAAGGGCGGCUCCGAAGAAGCGCCAUGGAAUGGGUCGCGGGAGGAACAAUAAAAUUUCUCCGGAUACUUCGAACGAGAGUGUUUCUAGUAAGAAAGAUAAACGGAUGAAGUCGGCUCCUACAACCACCGGAGGUGGUAACAAUGGAGGGACGAAUGGCUCUCGACGUAGGCAAUUGUUGGAACAGGAGCCGGGAGAAGCUUCACCACCUGAUCCGUUGGAACCCUGGAGUACCAGGGAUAUCGUUAAUAUUAAUAAAUUAUUGGAUACAGACACUCAGGAGGAGUGAGUGGGCAGUUCACAUUAAAAACAGUUUAAAUUUAAAAUUUCAACUACUAUCACUUAAUUGAGUGGAAAAGCACCCAAUAAAGCACGUUACUUGAAAAAAAAAAUAGUAUUUUUAUAUCGAAGA